This is a messenger RNA of Monodelphis domestica (gray short-tailed opossum), 3164 nucleotides long. RefSeq names its product family with sequence similarity 133 member B (gene FAM133B). NCBI's taxonomy places the organism in Eukaryota, Metazoa, Chordata, Mammalia, Didelphimorphia, Didelphidae. The record is from RefSeq and is a predicted model, not a curated record.
AGGGAGCGGAGCUCUGGUCGGGCUCGGUCCCGCCCAGCCGCAGGGGGCGCUGCGUCGGCGGAGCUACCUUCGGGACGCUGGCAGGCGCCCCUCGCUGUGGGUGCUCGGCUGGAAGAAGAGGAGGAGCCGCCGCUGCCGCCGGAACCGCCCCAGCCGCCCGAGGCCCCUCAGUCUUCUCGGCGAAGGAGCAGCGCGGGCAGCAGCAGGGCACCAUGGGCAAGAGGGACAACCGAGUGGCUUAUAUGAAUCCUAUAGCCAUGGCCAGAUCUCGAGGUCCUGCCCAAUCUGCAGGGCCCACAAUACAAGAUUAUCUGAAUCGGCCAAGGCCCACAUGGGAAGAAGUGAAAGAACAGUUAGAAAAGAAAAAGAAAGGCUCCAAGGCAUUAGCUGAAUUUGAAGAAAAAAUGAAUGAGAACUGGAAAAAGGAACUAGAAAAACACAGGGAGAAAUUGUUAGGUGGAAGUGAGAGUUCAUCAAAGAAAAGAGAGAGAAAGAAAAAGGAAAAGAAGAAAUCUGGUAGGUCUUCAUCCUCUUCUUCAUCAAGCUCUGGUUCUUCCAGCAGUUCUUCGGAUUCAGAAGAUGAGGAUAAGAAACAAGGGAAAAAAAGAAGAAAAAAGAAAUAUCGUUCACAUAGAUCUUCAGAAUGUUCCAUAUCAGAAUCUGAAUCAGAUAGUAAGGAUGGCAUUAAGAAAAAAAAGAAGUCAAAAGAUGAACAUGAAAAAGAAAAGGAUGUCAAAAGUCUGAGCAAGAAAAGAAAGAAGAUGAAUUCUGAAGAUAAACCCAUUUCAUCCGAAUCUUUAUCAGAACCAGAGUGCAUAGAAGAGGCACAAGCAAAGAAAAAGAAAAACAGUGAGGAGCGAGAAAAGACCACAGAAAAGACAAAAAAGAAAAAGAAGCAUAAGAAACAUGGCAAGAAGAAGAAAAAGAAGACUACUGGAUCAGGUCCAGAGUCAGCAUAAUGCCAGGACAGCUGAGAUCUCCCUGCCAGAAAGUGCAAUGUCAAGCAAAACUUCAACUGUGAAAGUCACGGCUUCUGCUACCCAAAUGCAUGAGUGCUCCUGUGUUUUUAGAGCCUGAGGCCGCGGGCCAGAAGAGGCCAUGAUUGUUGCCUGCUGCUUAUUACCUGGGGUACAUUCACCUUCUUUGUUUGGUUUGAUUUUUAUCCCCAGAAUUCUUUGAUCUGGGAAACAAUACACUAGAGUCCAACUGGUAUUUGAGAUAUUGGGAAAUAAAGAAAAAUCUCUUCGAUAAUGAAAUUUUUAACAGGAAGAAUCUAAUUUGAAAUCAGAUAAAUCUAAAUGCAUCUUUAGGAUGUGUUUAAAGUAACAAAUCGGAGAUACCCAGAUGACUACAGUUGGCGUUUUUGAAGCAAGGGCAUGACAUUAAUGCCCUCAAAAAUCUUUCCUUUUGUAGAUUGUUAUUUUUUCCCUUAAUUUUUUGUUUACCUGGGGAAGGGAGAGGGGUGGGAUAGGGAGGGUGUCGCUAUUAUUUUAGCUAGCUGAAUAGUGUGCCUUUUGAUCCUUGCACAUCCUAUCUAUUUUGUCAGGACAGACACUGUGCUUCCUAGGGAGGCCAAGAGCUGGUCAGCUGCAGUCUGUGUCCCUUUGCUGAACUUAGAAAAUGAGGCAUUCUGGAGCUCUGCUGUCUGCUAGCUACUUCAAGUAGCAAAGUCAGACAGCACUUGGCAGCAUGGAGGAGCUCCAAAACCUAGGAAACUUACCUCCACUUAAAUCUUUUGAAUAUUUUUAGCAGUAGAAUGUUACAUAAUUUGACUUAAUUUUGGUUACACUUUGGAGGGAAUCAUUUCAUAGAGACACUGGUUUUUUUUGGUAUAGAUAGCUAAAAUAUUCUGAAAUAUUUUGCAUGUUUUAUACUAUUUUAAGUUUUAACUAGCCAGGGAAAUUCUAUUGUAACCAGUGACCAUUAUUUUUUGUAUGAAUUAUGUUCCGGCUGCAUUGUUUCAAGUGUGUAAUUCUUUAUUCUUGAUAUAAUAAGUUCAUUAACUGUGUUUAAUUGCACACUUGCUGAAAAUAUUUAGCAUGUAAAAAGCAGGUUUUUGAUAUUUAACGGCUUCAUAUUGAAGCUGAUUUGCUAUGAGCAAGUUAAGUGGCAGGCCUAGUAUGCUAUAUGUCUUGUUACAUAAAACUACUGCCAGAAUCUCAGUAAAUAUACCGUUUAAAAAGUUUGUUGUCUUUAUAUAUUAAUAUUGAAUUAAGACAGGGAUUAAAGUAAGGAUGACAUGAUUGCUAUUCCUGUGGCAUAUUUUACUAAGACUGGGUGCCUCAAAUGUCUGCUGCUGAAUUAUGUUUACCGGUGAUGUUAAAAGGAACCGAUGAGUCAUUUUUACUUCACACUUUUAUAAUCAGUUACAUGAAAUAUAAUUUACUGUCCAUUGUGCCUGUUAUAAAGGUUGUUUUAACUGUAGUAUCUUAAUGCACAGAAUAUUUUGGCAUGACAAGAGGCUGAAUAAAUGGCUAUUUUGCUAAAAAAAUAGCUGUGUUCAUUUCAGCUCCCUUUGUGUGUCACAAAGAAAAUGGCAAAACCUGAAAACACUUGAGAGAGCAAUUGCAUAGCAGUCCCUCCUUACCCCUAACUUCCUAUAGCAGUGAAGAGAACAAAUUUCUUACGAGAGCUUUUGAAUCCUAUUCUAAUGCCACACAUCAGGUUGUUGAGUAUGCUUCAUCUUUAGAUCUUCACACUCUUACUCUUUUCUUGAAUGGCGUGAUGUUAGUGCCAGCCAAGAGAUAGGAAAUUUAAGAAUGGCAUUUUGUAUGCAAAUGAACAGUUUCUGAAAAUAAUCUUAUGUAACAAAAAUGUAAAAUAAUAAGUACAGGAGAUUAUUUGUAUUACUAUAGAAAUACCCAUUUUAACUUGUAUAAACCAUCUCUUUUUUUGUUGGCUGUCUUAUGUCCAGAUUUUUUUUUCAAGCUUUGCAGACUUGUCCAGGAACAGAGAUCAUUUAUUCCAGAUACUUUGGUUUUAUUUGCUUGGAGUAUUUAUGUAUUACCUGGAGACAAGGAUUAUUGUCUGGUCGUUGCUUUUGUGCUACUCUGCAGUCUUAAUUAUCUAGAAAGAAAGCCAGACUGGUUUUAUUGGUUCUCCAGUGACUAUCUUUAACAGUCUUCCAAUAAAGGGUGCAGGAAGAAAAAUGGAUAAGGUGACAA